This is a messenger RNA of Lytechinus variegatus (green sea urchin), 2143 nucleotides long. RefSeq lists its product as uncharacterized. The record is from RefSeq and is a predicted model, not a curated record. Gene Ontology annotation, molecular function: RNA binding. Gene Ontology annotation, biological process: protein polyubiquitination; regulation of double-strand break repair. Gene Ontology annotation, cellular component: nucleus. The transcript has 6 exons. NCBI's taxonomy places the organism in Eukaryota, Metazoa, Echinodermata, Echinoidea, Temnopleuroida, Toxopneustidae. The coding region runs from base 196 to 807 and encodes 203 amino acids.
CGAACGGAGUUUCUGGACUGAAGUCAAGAACGUGGGGUUAUUUCAUUCCACUUGAAUGCAGCAUUAAUUGGUUCAUCCCUUUGUACGUCAUACAUUAGCGGUUCAAGGGUCAAGCCUAUUGUAUUUGCGUUGUGUACAAAUGGAUCAGAGGAUGUACACGAGAUUGUUCUGUGUGGAUAUCCUUAAAAAGGCAUAAUGCAUCAACCUCUUCAGUCUGGCCAGCUCCUGGACACUAAGCAAGUACUUGGAGAGCACCUGUUUGCCAAGGUCUCUGAAUUGCAUGAUGGGAAGACCGACCGCAUCACAGGAAUGCUUCUGGAAGCCACGAAUGAAGAUGUAAUGAGGAUGCUAGAGGAUGCUGCCUUUCUCAAAAGAAGAAUAGAGGGCGCUCUCCGAGUCAUAGACGAGGAAGAUAAAUCUAUAGGUGGAAAGGAACAAAUUGGAGAAGAACUUUAUUCUCAUAUAUCGAAGAUAGAACCGAUUCAGUGUGCAAAAGUAACAGGAAUGCUCCUAGAGUUGGAUGUAAAAGUGAUACGACGCUUGCUCGCAUCACCCUCAGAGCUAAGGCUAGCCGUUCAGAAGUCGCUCAACUCCCUUAAGGCCGAUGGAAGCUGUAGAGACCAAAUUGGAGAGCAUAUCUAUGGGAUGGUGGCUAGUGAUUACACUGCGGAUUCUGCUGCCAAGAUCACAGGGAUGCUGUUGGAGAUGCCAGAUGCACAGCUUCAACAGAUGAUGGAAGAUGAAACCCUUUUGAAAGAAAAGAUCAGCCUUGCACUAGAUGCUCUCUCUCAGCAACAGCCAAGGUGACAUAAUGAUACCUGAAGAAAGUCUUAAGUUAUGCAGGUAAAUUAACUCCUUAUCAGCAAGUGUAAUAUGAUUCUUUACCCAAACAAUUCCGUGAUGUUGGAAAUACUCUCCAAUGGACAAAGACUUGCAACAGGUACUGUCUUCACAACAACCUAGAUGACCUCUCGACACUCCUAACCAUACAGCCAUACCAAGAGCACUCUCUGACCAAGACUUGCAACAAGCACCGUCUUGUGAAAAACCAAGAAGAUGUCUUGCCACUCACUAAUUCGAUGAAACCAGGAAUCCGGUCUUUGGGACAGAAGACUUUCAGCAAAUACUCUGUCUUGUCAUCAACCAAAAUUACAUCUUGAAACCCUAACCAUUCUGCGAUACCAGGAACACCAUGCUAGGGACAAAGACUUGCAACAAAUGCCCCAUAUUGUCAACAACCCAGUUGACAUCUUGACACCCCUUUCCAUACCCAGAACACUCCGUUCUUGACCUCCUAGGGAUAAAGACUUGUGGCAAAUGCUCUGUCUUGUCAACAACCCAGAAGAUGUCCUAACACCCACAACUACUUGGCGUUACCAGGAGCACUUUCCUGAAGACUAAAGUUUAAAAAUCUUGGGGCAACGAUCCUUUGCUUAUGCAUGCCUCAUACUGUGGAAUAGCCUUCCUGAAGACAUAAAUAUCUUGUUCCUCAAAAUGUUCUUAGAGGCUUUCUAUUCACUUCUGAAUUCUUUAUGCGCUUUCAGCACUCUACAGAGUGGAUGUGGCCAUUUAUAGUUUACAUAUUACAAUUAUUUUCAUUGAGACUGUGUGAGUGCAUUCCACUUGUUAUUUGAACCAUGUCAUUGUGUUAUUGUGGUAUAGCACCCUUUUCAUAUUUUGCAACGGGUUUGUAAUACCACAAAAUAUUGCAAUGUUCAGUGAAAGUGCAUAUAUUUUCCUUUUAGUUUAAGACUUUUUUCCUUAUUUUUUUUCUUCAGUUCCUCUUGUAUAUGAUUUAAUGUUGAAUGUGUCAUAGAAAUUUAUAUUAGAUACCGGUACACAAUGUGCUUUGUACACUGCGAUAACUGAAGUGUUAAAAUUAACACCAUGGGUGUUGAAUUUUAUUCUUUCUUGGAAUCUAUAUCUGCCACACCAAAAGAAUAGAUUUACACCAUAUUCUUGGAAUCAAAUUGAAUUGACCUAUUUUAAAUUGGACCUUAAAUCACAACACACAAUAUUACAGAGGUCUACUCCUCAAAAUUUGUGGCAGAAACCCCCAAAUCUGAAAAAUUUAAAUCUGAGGUCACAUGGUAAGGUCAGAGGUCAUUUUCAGGUCAACGUUAAAGUUUACAUGCAAGACUCU